UCCCUCUGUUCUCAGUCUUCGAUUUGGAAACUCUCUCAGCAAUGGAUCUGAACAACUUCUACAGCGAGAACAUCAGUAUUAACCACAGCACGCUCUUCAACGACAGCAGAAACCUCACAUUCUUACCGUUCUACCAGCAUUCCCUCGCCGUGGCCUCUGUCAUUAUCCUGGCUUACGUGCUCAUCUUCUCGCUGUGCAUGCUGGGAAACAUCCUGGUGUGCUUCAUCGUGCUGAAAAACAGGCAGAUGAGAACCGUCACCAACAUCUUCAUACUCAACCUGGCCAUCAGCGACCUGCUGGUGGGCAUCUUAUGCCUUCCCAUCACGCUGGUGGACAAUCUGAUCACAGGCUGGCCGUUUGAUGUGCUCAUCUGUAAAAUGAGUGGACUCGUGCAGGGAGCUUCAGUCUCGGCGUCUGUCUUCACGCUGGUGGCCAUCGCAGUGGAAAGGUUUCGCUGCAUCGUCUAUCCGUUCCAGCAGAAGCUGACGCGGCGUCAGGCCAUCAUCACCAUCGCCUUCAUCUGGGCGCUGGCCGUGGGCAUCAUGUGUCCGUCCGCCAUCACGUUGACCGUCUCGCAGGACGUGUUGCACUUCACCGUGGAUGGGGACAAUGAGACGCACCCGCUCUACACCUGCUGGGAAGCCUGGCCCGACCAGAGCAUGAGGAAGAUCUACACCACCGUGCUUUUCUCGCACAUCUACCUGGCUCCGGUCACGCUCAUCUUCAUCAUGUACUCGCGCAUCGCGGUCAGGCUGGUCAAGCCGCCCGUCUUCCGCCGCAAGCUGCGCGUGGUGAACAUGCUCCUGAUGGUGGCGCUGCUCUUCGCCGUGUCCUGGCUUCCGCUCUGGAUCCUCAUGAUGCUGACGGAUUACGGAAAUCUUUCGGCCGCUCAGCUGGACCUGGUGGCCGUCUAUGUCUUCCCAUUCGCUCACUGGCUGGCCUUCUUCAACAGCAGCGUCAAUCCUAUCGUUUAUGGCUACUUCAACGAGAACUUCCGGCGCGGAUUCCAGGCGGCGUUUAAGCUAGGUUUGUGUGUGGUGGACGAGCCACCGCAGCCCAGACGCAACGCAGCGUGGAAACACAACCGCGUGUUUGUGGACCGAGAUGAGACGAACGCAAAGAGCGAUGACAGGAGAGAGUGGAGAGACGGAGAGCAGAGAGACGAGCUGGUGCUGGAGGAUCUGGACUGAG
Messenger RNA from Sinocyclocheilus grahami, 1191 nucleotides. Its product is annotated as neuropeptide FF receptor 1-like. Gene Ontology annotation, molecular function: neuropeptide receptor activity; peptide binding. Gene Ontology annotation, cellular component: plasma membrane. The record is from RefSeq and is a predicted model, not a curated record. The transcript is spliced from 3 exons. Bases 42 to 1190 code for a protein of 382 amino acids. NCBI's taxonomy places the organism in Eukaryota, Metazoa, Chordata, Actinopteri, Cypriniformes, Cyprinidae. Gene Ontology annotation, biological process: G protein-coupled receptor signaling pathway; cellular response to hormone stimulus.